AUGGCGGACGGGCCCGUCGGCUACCUAGUUAUCAACGUGCUCGAGUCCGCGGGACAUGACAGCGACGACCAGCAAGUUUGGGAGCCCGACUUCAAGUCGGGCUAUGCCCGAGUGGAGAUUCGCGGUGGCGCCAAGACGAUCAAGAAAUUCACUAGCACGCAAUCGGUAGCAGACAAUGGCAUCACUUGGGUGGAGCAGCUAACACUCGAGGUGCUGGAGGGGGCCAGCGAGCUGCGCAUCAUGCUGUGCCGGCCCAAGGAGGUGGGGGAGGGCGGGCGCAGCUCCUCCUCCAUCGUGGCGGCCUGCGGCAUCUACAUGAAGGACAUCCUGGAGGCGGCACCCGUGGACAAGUACUUUGAGCUGUACAAGCCAGGCGGCGGCUCAGCGGGCGGCUUCAUUCGUGUGGCCAUCUCCUUUUUGGAGCCCGACCAAGUGCGCAACGGCGACCUUGUGGGCUCGGGCGUGGAGGGCGGCAGGGGCCAGAAGAAGAAGGGCGGCAUCCUGGGCCUGCUGCUGAAGCUGGGCGUGCUUGCGGCGGGUGCGGCGGCUGUGUACACGGUGCUGGACAAGCAGGGCGUCAUUGGCAAGAAGAAGGAGGAGCCGUUGGCGCCUGCCAAGAAGAAGAAGUGA
Molecule: messenger RNA, 630 nt
Organism: Chlorella variabilis
Lineage: Eukaryota; Viridiplantae; Chlorophyta; Trebouxiophyceae; Chlorellales; Chlorellaceae
Product: expressed protein
Exons: 6
Coding region: 1-630 (209 amino acids)
Source: RefSeq, a predicted model, not a curated record